GCCGCGACCCGGCACUCGCCUGGAGCGCGCGGGCGAGGCGGGCGGAGCGUAACGGGACUCUCCGGGAGCAAAGCGGCGCGCUCGCACCGCUCGGCUCCUGGGCCUCCUGGACACGGCGGCGGCGGCCGGGUCGCAGCGCUGAGCGAGCGUCCGGGAAAGGCGACUGCAGCCCCGGUGUGCGGCCCCGCUCCCUGUCGCUACCCCAGCUCGGCCACCCCUUAACCAUGGCUCUGGCUGACAGCACCCGUGGAUUACCCAACGGGGGCGGUGGGGGCGGUAGCGGCUCCUCGUCCUCCUCCACGGAGCCGCCGCUCUUCCCCGAUAUCGUGGAGCUGAACGUGGGGGGCCAGGUGUAUGUGACUCGGCGCUGCACGGUGGUGUCCGUGCCCGAGUCGCUGCUCUGGCGCAUGUUCACGCAGCAGCAGCCGCAGGAGCUGGCCCGGGACAGCAAAGGCCGCUUCUUUCUGGACCGAGACGGCUUCCUCUUCCGUUACAUCCUGGAUUACCUGCGGGACUUGCAGCUUGUGCUACCCGACUACUUCCCCGAGCGCAGCCGGCUGCAGCGUGAGGCCGAGUACUUCGAGCUGCCCGAACUCGUGCGCCGCCUCGGGGAGCCCCAGCAGCCUGGCCCGGGGCCACCACCGCACCCCAGGCGCGGGGUGCAAAAGGAGGGCUCGCUGGGAGACGAGCUGCUGUCGCUCGGCUACGCGGAGCCGGAGCAGCAGGAAGGCGCCUCCGCCGGAGCGCCGUCGCCCACGCUGGAGCUGGCGAGCCGCAGCCCGUCCGGGGGCGCAGCGGGGCCGCUGCUCACGCCGUCCCAGUCGUUGGACGGGAGCCGACGCUCGGGCUACAUCACCAUCGGCUAUCGCGGCUCCUACACUAUUGGGCGGGAUGCGCAGGCGGACGCCAAGUUCCGGCGAGUGGCGCGCAUCACCGUGUGCGGCAAGACCUCGCUGGCCAAGGAAGUGUUCGGGGACACCCUGAACGAGAGCCGGGACCCCGACCGACCUCCGGAGCGCUACACCUCGCGCUAUUACCUCAAGUUCAACUUCCUGGAGCAGGCUUUCGACAAGCUGUCCGAGUCGGGCUUCCACAUGGUGGCGUGCAGUUCCACUGGCACCUGCGCCUUCGCCAGCGCCGACCAGAGUGAGGACAAGAUCUGGACCAGCUACACCGAGUACGUCUUCUGCAGGGAGUGAGCUCCCCAGACCCCCUCGCGACUCCAGCGCACCCAUUUCCCUUUCUUCCUGCCCAGGAGAGGAUUAUAGAUCUCCCCUUCCACCCCUUGCCCUCUUAUUCCCCUGGCCCCCACCUCCAAUAGCUGCGCUGGUCCCCCUUGUCCCCACUUGAGAACUUGGAGCCGCAAAGCCUUUUGGCUUUUUCUUUUGUCUUCUUUGGACCCCACUAACCGAGAGGGCCCGGAUGUACCCGGUCCACCCUAUGCUUCCUCUGGCCCCUCCCUCUCCCGAAUUAUCCUUCAGUCUGGAGCUAGCGGGGCAGUGUGGCGCCAAGUCACCAAGUACCUGGGAAUGACUGAAUUGUUCAGAACCUGAUUGGAUCCUGUCCAGUGCGUGGAAGAUUUCCUUGAAAUCUUCUCCAGCACUUCGGACUCAUUCGAGGUUAAAGAGAUGGGAACUGAUAAUGCUGGGAAGAGUGGUUUUGGCCCUCUUGAGAAGUAGGGUUUUAGAAGGCUGGAUGGAACACUCGACCUGGAAUUGGGAUCCCAUGGAGGCAGUUCAGUGACUAUAAAUGAAUAAAGUUUGGAAAAGUUA
Phyllostomus hastatus (greater spear-nosed bat) is the source of this 1772-nucleotide messenger RNA. It is a transcript of the gene KCTD12, whose product is annotated as potassium channel tetramerization domain containing 12. The transcript has a single exon. Gene Ontology annotation, biological process: regulation of G protein-coupled receptor signaling pathway; protein homooligomerization. NCBI's taxonomy places the organism in Eukaryota, Metazoa, Chordata, Mammalia, Chiroptera, Phyllostomidae. The coding region runs from base 225 to 1199 and encodes 324 amino acids. Gene Ontology annotation, cellular component: presynaptic membrane; postsynaptic membrane. The record is from RefSeq and is a predicted model, not a curated record. Gene Ontology annotation, molecular function: protein binding.